CUGAGAGUGGCUGAGAAAGAUACAAGGCAGUAGAGAAGCAAAAUGGUGAGAGCCCCAUCAGUUGACAAAAAUGGAAUGAAGAAAGGGGCAUGGAGUGAAGAAGAAGACAACAAGCUGAGAGCCUAUGUUCUGAGAUAUGGCCAUUGGAACUGGCGGCAGCUGCCUAAAUUUGCCGGUCUAUCUAGGUGUGGCAAAAGUUGCAGACUGAGAUGGAUGAAUUACCUGAAGCCUGGUGUUAGAAGAGGCAAGUAUACCAUCGAAGAGGAGGGUCUAAUAAUCAAAUUACAUGAACAAUAUGGGAACAGAUGGUCAACCAUUGCAGCAAAAUUACCGGCAAGAACGGAUAAUGAUAUAAAAAAUCACUGGCACACUCACCUCAAAAAGCGCUACAAAGAAAGUCCAAUUUGUGAAGGAUCCCAGCAUAUAGAUGAUGCAGAUCAAAAUGAGCAAUCUUCUGCAAUGUUUACAUCUGGUUCCAGUACUGAUCAAAAGACAGAAGUGGAUCCAACAACUUCUGCUGCUGAUUCUCUUGAUGCUUAUACGGAUAUCUCUUCCCUAAGCUGUGAUUCCACACUUUUUGAUGGUGCAGACUGGGCUGCAGAUGAUAGCAACAGUUCAGUGGAAUCAUUGACUGAACCCCUUGAGAGUUUUUGGACUGAACCCUUUGCCUUGGAUACAUCGUUUAACAACUGGUUACCAUCUAUGGAGGAGGAAUUCAUGCACCCUUUCUCCUCUUUUCUUGAUGAUAGUUUUGAUUGGUUCCACGAAUUCAAUCAAUAAAAGCGGGAUAAUUAGAUAUCUGAAGGAUUACCAAUGUGUAACUACUCCAUAGAUAGAUCACAGUGGCCUUAAGAUCAAGGACAUUGAAGAAAAAUAGCUUACUGUACAUUACUAUAAAGAUUAGAUCCUUAUCUUUGGCAAAAUUGCAAAA
Molecule: messenger RNA, 931 nt
Organism: Coffea eugenioides
Lineage: Eukaryota; Viridiplantae; Streptophyta; Magnoliopsida; Gentianales; Rubiaceae
Product: transcription factor MYB15-like
Exons: 3
Coding region: 43-780 (245 amino acids)
Source: RefSeq, a predicted model, not a curated record